GCGAUGCGCGGUAGUGGCACUCGGUGAGAUUUCCAAUACCUGUGAUGGUCUACGCGAGCUUCAGUUUGCUCCCACGCUGCUUCGCCUGGAUCUGCUUUUAAUGUUCUCAGAUUAAGUGAGCGAUGUUGAGAUGCCGUGGAGGAAUAUGCUGGUGCGCAAAAGGAGUCUCCAUCCUUCUCUCCACAGAGUAGGAACUGAAUAUGUAGUCAGGGCUCCGGGGGGUGUUUCCUGCAUAGCGCAUCUUCAAACUUAAGGUAUUCAAGUGAUUCUCUGCUUUAACCCUAAGUAAAGCUUCAUAGAUGAGAUUUCCCCGCUCGACUUCAUGGACUUGGUUCAUUGAGGACCAUCUGAAGAACAGAUAUGGCAGUGCCAAAUAUGGUGUUCUCUGACGUGGAAACUUUUCUGGACUCGCAUCCCGAGUUAUUCGAGGACUACCUGAACCGAAAGGGGAAUUUUAGCAUGGUGGAAAAAUGGCUCAAGAAUCACCAGGCGAGCAAAAGUCCGGCGGCUGCAGCUCCCGCCGAGCCGAAAGAGGAGAAGAGCAACGCGUGCAAGGACAGCUGGGCGAGCAAAUGCGAUGGUCUGCAGAGGAGAGCCUCGCAGAAGGAGCUGCGCAAAACUUUCGCCAGAUCAAAGGCCAUCAAUGUCAACAGGACAUACGACGAACAUGUUAAUUCCAGGGCCCAGGAGCCCCUGACGAGCAUGAGGAGGAGAGCUCUGCUGAGGAAAGCGAGCUCUCUACCCCCGACCACUGCGCACAUACUAAGCGCACUGUUGGAGUCCAGAGUCAACAUCCCUCAGUACCCGUCCACAGCCGUGGAUUUUAAAUAUUACCUCAAAGAACACAACGAAAGAGAGUUUUUCCUGGAGCUUGUGAAAGACAUAUCUAACGACUUGGAUCUAACUAGUCUCAGCUACAAAAUCCUCGUGUUUGUUUGUAUUAUGGUCGACGCAGACCGGUGCUCCUUGUUUCUAGUGGAGGGAACGGGCAACAAGAAGACACUGGUGUCCAAAUUCUUUGAUGUGCACGCGGGUACCACAGUUUUGCCCUCAAUGAAUUCAGACGAAGUUCAAGUGCCGUGGGGCAAAGGGAUCAUUGGAUAUGUGGCAGAACACGGAGAGACAGUGAACAUUCCUGACGCUUAUCAGGAUCGGCGGUUCAGUGAUGAAAUUGACAAGCUGACAGGCUACAAAACCAAGUCACUCUUGUGCAUGCCCAUCCGCAACAGUGAUGGAGAGAUCAUUGGAGUUGCUCAGGCCAUCAAUAAGUCUUCAAGUGGUGAACUCUUCACUGAAGAUGAUGAAAAGGUGCUGCAGAUGUACCUCCCUUUCUGUGGUAUUGCAAUAUCCAAUGCCCAACUCUUCGCCGCCUCAAGGAAGGAGUACGACAGGAGCCGGGCACUCUUGGAGGUAGUCAAUGACCUGUUUGAGGAGCAGACUGACCUGGAGAAGAUUGUCAGGAAGAUCAUGCACCGUGCCCAGACAUUGCUAAAGUGCGAGCGCUGCUCUGUUCAGUUGCUGGAGGACAUUGAGUCACCGGUGGUGAAGUUCACCAAGUCUUUUGAGCUGCUGUCUCCUAAGUGCAGCGCAGACACUGAAAGCAGUUUCAAAGACAGUAUGGAGAAAUCAUCUUACUCAGACUGGCUCAUCAACAACAGCAUUGCAGAACUGGUAGCAUCCACAGGACUGCCCGUGAACAUUAGUGAUGCCUAUCAGGAUCCUCGCUUUGAUGCUGAGGCAGACCAGUUCUCGGACUUUCACAUCCGCUCGGUGCUCUGUGUUCCCAUAUGGAACAGCAACCACCAAAUCAUUGGUGUCGCACAAGUGCUGAACAGACUCGAUGGGAAACCAUUCGAUGACGCAGACCAGCGUCUCUUUGAGGCGUUUGUGAUCUUCUGUGGGCUGGGCAUCAACAACACCAUCAUGUAUGACCAGGUGAAGAAGUCCUGGGCCAAGCAGUCUGUGGCUUUGGAUGUGCUGUCUUACCAUGCCACCUGCUCCAAGACUGAAGUUGACAAAUUCAAGGCCGCCAACAUCCCCCUGGUCUGCGAGCUGGGCAUCGAUAAGCUCUCGUUUGACGACUUCUCUCUGGACGUUGAUGCAAUGAUAACGGCCGCCCUGAGAAUGUUCAUGGAGUUGGGAAUGGUGCAGAAAUUUAAGAUCGAUUAUGAGACAUUAUGCAGAUGGCUGCUGACUGUCAGAAAAAACUACAGAAUGGUUCUCUAUCACAACUGGAGACAUGCCUUCAAUGUCUGCCAGUGCAUGUUCGCCAUGCUGACGACGGCAGGCUUUCAGGAGACUCUGACAGAGGUGGAGAUCCUAGCGCUCAUCGUAGGCUGUGUGUGCCAUGACUUGGACCACAGGGGCACCAACAAUGCUUUUCAGGCGAAGACGGGCUCAGCCCUCGCUCUGCUUUAUGGGACCUCUGCUACACUGGAGCACCACCACUUCAACCAUGCUGUUAUGAUCCUGCAGAGCGAGGGUCACAAUAUCUUCUCCAACCUCUCGUCCACAGAGUACAGUGACCUCAUGCAGCUGUUGAAACAGUCGAUUUUGGCCACGGACCUCACGCUUUACUUUGAGAACAGAAACACGUUCUUUGAGAUGGUCAGCAAUGGAGAGUACAACUGGAACGUGAAGGCUCAUAGAGACAUGUGCAGGUCCAUGAUGAUGACAGCAUGUGAUCUUGGUGCUGUCACCAAACCCUGGGAAAUAUCACGCAAGGUUGCAGAGUUGGUGACCAGCGAGUUUUUCGAGCAGGGCGACAGAGAGCGAUCAGAGCUGAAGCUCACGCCCUCCGCCAUCUUUGACCGAAACAGGAAGGAUGAGUUGCCAGGGCUUCAGCUGGAGUGGAUUGAUGGAAUUUGUGCUCCGCUGUAUGAGACUCUGGUCAAGUUGAAUCCCAAACUUCAGCCAAUGCUUGACAUGAUCAAAGCUAACAGGGCCAAAUGGGAGGAACUGAACAAGAAGAGACAACAUGGCCAGAGUGUGUCUGCGCCGGCAAGCCCCUGCGGUGGUGACAGCACAGAAACAAGUGGCUGCACUGUGGCCAAAAUGGGUAGCACGCCCUGCUGCAGCGAUGGUGCUGAUGGCACAACAUCUAAACCUGUUAGUUAGCUUCGGAUACCAUCACCAAGCUGGUCUCUUUGGCUUAUUUCCUCUUAAAUGCAGCCUGCAACAGAGGCAGUGCAGUGCAUGCUGAGGUUCUUGGGGUCUGCUCCUCUUCGCUUUUGCUACUAGAGAUGAGACUUGAGCGUGGCGCUCUCAUAGAAGUUUUUCUGCUCCCUUCAGUCUUCCUGUGCUGAAGGCUGACAGAGCUUUGUUUGGCAAGCUUGUCAGUGCAGCUACAAACCAGCUGAUGACACCAUGUCAGAAGGGAAACUCAAACCUCUGAGUCAACAUGUCAACCAGUGAGCUAACACUAACUAUUCUGGGCAUUGCACAGAUUUUUUGGGCACAACAAGGCAUGGAGAAUAGUUGAGGAGAAUGUUUGCUGUGCAGUGGUUCAUUUUGCUCUCUGUACCUCCUUGUUGCUCACAUUUUGUCAGGGGCAACAGAGAUAUGUUUUGUAAAUCUGUACAUAUGCUAUUGGGUUAUUUACAAGUGCGGUUUAAAAACCUGUAAACUCUGGAUUGUAAUGUUGCUGUAGACUUUAAGAAGGACAAAGGGGUGCAGGGGUGAACAGCAGGACCUUUGACGGUGCUUGCAAUGCAAAUUGAGUGCUCUGCUCCCUCCCUUCCUGUGCCUUGUUUUAAGAUCCUAAUGAAAAAUGCAUGGCCUCCUCACUGAGAUUCUUAGAUAGUAUGGAAAUCCAUGUUAAACCAUGACAUAUUUUUGCCAUAAUUUGUAAAACCAAUGACUGCAGUUAUGUCUUGACCCCAUGUUAGCCACAAAGCAUUCACAUUAUAUAUACAGAAAUCUAUUUUGCCCAGUUUUGUAAAUGCAGGGUCUGACUUGUCACACUCACUAACACACAAUGUGCCUUGAUGAAGUUUUUCUGAUAUUGCAUUAAUUUCUGCUGAAAAGGUCAUUUCACCUACUGAUUAAACACUGACAACUGAAACAUAAGGCAAAGUCAUGUUUAAUAUAAACUCCGCUCUAAAAAGUAAAGUUUAACAUUUUAAGAAAUAUACUUACUUUCUUGUAGAAAGUUAGAUGACAAGAUACCACUCUCAACUGAUGGCUAGUAUAAAAACAAUAAGUCUGAAGUACUCUGUCAGCUACGAUCUGGCUCAGUUCAAUUCAAUUUAUUUAUACAACACCAAAUCACAACAGCUGCCUCUUUCCAAUUAGAGCAGGUCUAGACCAAACUCUUUAAUUUGAUUUUUAGAGAGACCCAGCAAGACCCAACAAAACCUCCAUGAGCAAGCGCUUGGCGACAGUGGCAAGGAAAAACCUCCUUUCAGGAGGCAAAAACCUCGGAGCAGACCCCGGCUCAAUGUGGGCGGCCAUCUGCAAGAGAGUGAUUGGCUUCCACCAGCAUUAGCUUGUGCUACUGGGGAAAAAUGCCAUGGAUUGUUUGUAUUUCUUUAAACAAAUCACAGUCAUCUUGCCCAGGAUUCAGUGACAGUGCCCUAGGAAAAUAAUAUUAAAAGAAGCUUGUUGGGAGGAGAGCCCUGGCAAUAAAAUGGCUAACAGCUGCUAGCUUGUAGCUUGUGCUGUUAGCAACCAGGUUAAAGCCAGUGUGUCUAGACAUUUUCAGCAUGUAGGUUGCUAUGUCAAAGGUAAUUCCUGUCAUUACAGAAAUUUUGAAAAUGGUAAAAUGUCCAACACAUAAUAUAAUAAUAAUACUAAUCAUUUUAUUUAUAUAGCAAAAAACAGGUUUCCAAAGUGCUUAACAAUCAUUAAAAACAAAACUGACAAAUUUUUUAUCCUGUAUAAUAUCCCAUAACAAACCAAAAACAUAACUCAAAGUGCAGAUAUAACAUGUUAAUUCAUGAAGUUUAAAGGUGCUGGUAUUAGGAUUUUGUUACCUCAGCCUGGACAGAGCCAGGCUAGCUGUUUCCCCCUACAUCCAGUCUUUAUGCCAAGCCAAGCUGUCAGCCGUCAGGUGGCUGUACCUUUAUUUAAGGGAAAAAUACGAGUGGUAUCCUGUCAUAACCUUCUGUCAGACAGCCAAUAAGUGUUUUUCUUCAAGUGUCAGACUUUUGUUUUUUAAUCCAAUAUUUGGCUUUAUCUCAAGGUUCACUAUGCUACUUAAAUAACUGUUACAAUCUCCAAAAGAAGACUCAGACAUUGAAACUUGUAAGUGCCCAGGUAGUCACAGGCUUUUAUUUUGACAUUAUUGAUAUUCUAAGUAUUAUUUUUGGAUGGGGUAUGCCUUAUAAGUUGUGUUGUAGCUUUGUUGAUUGGGGUUUAAAACGUGACUGUGCACAUUGUGUGGCAUGGAUCUGUGUGCUCUACUGUAUUUUAGUUGAAGAGCUGAAUUGAAGUCGACCAGAAAAAUUUUGAAUUGCAUGUUUUAUGCAGUAUUAAAUUCAACCACUUGCUAAGGAUGUAGCAAACAUGUGAGCCAACAAAUACCUCGUAUUUUGAACUUCAUCAGUAAACACAUUAUCUCAUCAGAAAUGCAUGAUUUAAAUUCUACUGCAUCAUGUUACGUGAAUAAUGAAUAUCGCUGUUCUAUUUUUCUAUUAGGUCUCCAAAUGUGGCCAACUUCUACUUGUCUUUUUUUGCAAUGUGAUGUGCUUCUUGUAUUUCUUCUUUCCUCUCCCAGUUUGGACUGUGGAUGUAUUCACAGCUGGCUAAACUGAAAGAAACCUAAGGCAUGAAAAGGCAAAUGUGCAAUGUUUCUGUUCAGAAUUUAAAUAAAAAUAUGCUGCUAUAUGUCCUCU
Scatophagus argus is the source of this 5834-nucleotide messenger RNA. RefSeq names its product phosphodiesterase 11a (gene pde11a). NCBI's taxonomy places the organism in Eukaryota, Metazoa, Chordata, Actinopteri, Scatophagidae. Gene Ontology annotation, biological process: signal transduction. The record is from RefSeq and is a predicted model, not a curated record. Gene Ontology annotation, molecular function: protein binding; 3',5'-cyclic-nucleotide phosphodiesterase activity. The transcript is spliced from 20 exons. The coding region runs from base 361 to 3117 and encodes 918 amino acids.